CUCCCUCCCUCUGCUGACAAGUGUACAAGACUUGUGCGGCGUCACUGAGAGGGAAAGAGAGGUCAGAGAGGGAGAGCGAAAGAGAGAGGGAGACAGAAAGAGAGGGAGCGAACUGAACGGAGCAUCUAAGAGGAUAACUGCCUGUUUGUUCACUGUGUCUCUACUCCUGCUCUCCCUCCCAUUCUGUCUCACACACGUGCCUGCACACACACUCUCAGACACACACACACACACACACACACACACACACACGCACUGACAUUCACCUGCAAAGCCACAGUGCUCAGGCUGGGAGAUGAAGAGGCUCACAGUUGAGGAGAUGAAUUUGGGGAGAAGAGAGUGAAACAGAGGGCACAGCAGAGGGAGAGAGAGGGGGGGAACAAAUGGAGUACUCACUGAUUAUACUAGGGAACGGAGGAUCGGAGCACACAAAGCAGCAGUGACAGAGAGGAGUGAAAGAAAUAAAGAAAAAACUGGAGCGAUGUGAAAAUGAAAGAAUACCAAAGAUCAACAAACAGCGAGGAGGAAAGAGAAGAAGAAGCAUGUGAGUGAAACAGUAAAGUGAGAGAAGAGAAGAAGAGGUGGUGUGUGUGACUCCUCUGUUCAGUGUCCUGAAGGAUAUACCGAGCAUCACUUUACUUCUACCCAAACAGCCCACGACAGAGGGAGAGGAGGACUAGUCCCAGGAGAGGAGGGAAAAGAAAAACAGAUAAUCGGAGGGCAAGUGUAAAAUACUGAUAUAAGGAAUACAUGCUCUUGGUUGGUGCAGUGGAUUAACUGGAACCCAGGCUAUUCUGUUAUCCUGCACAAAGAGUGGAAGAUGAGUCACUGAGAAGAGGUACUGGAGGAGAGAGAGAGAGGGGAGAGAAUGUGAGAGAGGAAGAUAGACCAUUAUGGGGAGUCGCACAGUGCUGUCCCACAUCUUACCAAUCCAUUCUUCCUCCAGCCCCCUGGGACAAUGCUAAGCGGACAGGAAGGGCCAGCCUGUAUAUUCGGGGGAUGGGAAGGAUGGAUAAGGUGUAUUCAGAGGAGCUGUGCCUAUUCGCCGGUAGAUACAGUGUCCCUGUCACGAUUCCAUCUCCUGGGAUGUUAUUAGAGGUACGUUGGCGCUGAGUGCAUCCAGGAGUCAUGCAACAUAACUGUGUGCCCUGCUCUCAUGCUCACCUCUCUCUUCUGGUUCUUCUGACUUAUUUAAUGUGAAAUAACAUGUUCUCUUUUAGAUGUAGAUUUUGUACGAGGCAUACUUUAAGUUGGCACUUGCUCCCAUGUUUAAUGUGCUGACGUUAUUAUACUUUUAUUGCGGCUCUAUGGAACUGCUCUUUAUACGGAAAUCAGGAAGCUGAGUGGACAAAAAUUAUAAGUAAAUGAAGUUCUGUGGACUAUGAGACUCCGGUUCACCCUGAAGACUUACUUUAUGAUGUUAAAGCUCAGAAUACAGUUCUCUCUAUCCAUAGUCUGAUUAAAGCACAGACCUUCUGGCUUUGGUUACAUUUCUCAGGAAGUCAGAUAGCUAGAGAAACACACACACCUGAGAAAGGACCAGUUCUAUGGAGUACUGCAGAAGGGGGAUGGCAGGACGGACGGCACUGCAGUGUGACAGUUAUCUCAAAUCACCUCUAUGAUCACUCAAACCAACAAGCUACAGCUGUCGCCCCAGAUCUGCUUGGUGAUGGAACUCCAGCUCAACAAAUGCGACAUUACAUGUAUCCCAUUGUCAUAGAGAAGAAACGAAUUGUCAACAGACAAAUUGCAUUGAGAUAGAAUAGAAUUAACUCCCUACUCUCUGACAGAGGACUUUAUCACGUCAAACGGCCUGCAGGGACUGUGGAUGUCGGGGGGAAGAACAAGACGCCACAGGAGACAUGGUGAGCAAAGAGCCGAAUCACUUGCUCAUUGGCCAAUACACCAACAGCAAUACCGCCGACAAACCGCCUGGCGCCAUGACCGUGCGCUCCGUGCUGCUCAACCGCGACUCGCCGGACAUCGAAAGCCGCCUCAAGCGCCGCCGCAACCGCACCCACCAGGUGCGCUUCAAAGACCUGGAGGAUGGCGUUGUUGGCAGGACCACUGGCGCUGGAACCAAAGGCCCAGAGAGGACUGCCGCUGAGCGUGACAGCCCCCACCCCCUGCGGAAGAACACCCCCAUGAGCCCCAUGGCCCCCCAGGGAUGGCUAACAGAGAGGUCAAUGGGGGACGAGGUUUCCUCCAACCAGGCCUCGGUGGUUGGGGCUGUCCGAGGAGAUAUGGCAGACACUAUUGAGGUAGUGGCAGCAUUUUUGGCACGGGCGCCCCCUCACCCGCUUACCCCGGGGCCCACGCGCCGCUGCUGGGCACCACCAUCGCCCCCACGGCCUUGCUCCCUCACACUACCUCUCUCCCGGAGGCAGUGCGCCAGCAUGGCCAUCCAGACCCCCUCCUGCCUCAUGAAGCCCAAGCCACGGGCGCCCUCGGCUGUCAGCACGCGCAACCGAAAUGUGGGGGACUCGGUGGGGGUGAAUGGGGAUGACGAACAGGACGAUAAAAAGGAUGAGUACUACACUACCCACAACCACAUUUCAGAACCUGCAUCUAUAGAUGGAAAUGGCCUUGGGUCUAAGGCUAAACAGGGAUUGGUGGACCAACCCCACUGCCUCAGGACUAGCGAGGCUAACACUGAGGCUAACGCCAGCUCCCCUGCUGUUGGGAAUCACGUGGACUCUUCCAGGCAUGACUCUUCUUCUUCCCCUCCCCCAGUUUGGCUUCGGCACACUGCAGAGCCUUGCUACUGCGGUUCUGUGACCUGUGGGAGGGAGGGAUCUAAACGCCAGGGGAGUGCAACUCGGUCACAAGUAAGGAGGAGAUGGCGCAUGAACCGUGGUAUCAGUGACCCGGGAAGGGAGGUGUCCUACUGUACCACUCCCACACAGACAGACAGUCCCUGUGUCUCCCCUCCUAACUCCCCACCUCCCUCAACUGUGCAGCCCUGCACCUCCCCACCUCCCUCGACUGUGCAGCCCUGCACCUCCCCACCUCCCUCGACUGUGCAGCCCUGCACCUCCCCACCUCCUUCGACUGUGCAGCCCUGCACCUCCCCACCUCCUUCGACUGUGCAGCCCUGCACCUCCCCACCUCCCUCGACUGUGCAGCCCUGCACCUCCCCACCUCCCUCGACUGUGCAGCCCUGCACCUCCCCACCUCCCUCAACUGUGCAGCCCUGCACCACCCAAACACAAACUGACCGUCUCUGCGCCUCCCCGCCUCCUCCCACCGUGCAGCACUGCGCCUCCCCGCCUCCUCCCACCGUGCAGCACUACGCCUCCCCACCUCCCUCGACUGUGGAACCCUCCACCCCCAAAACUCAGACUGGGGGAGAGGAGGAUACUUCCACCACCACCCCCGCCCCCUCCCCCGUACACCCCACGCAAAGAGGGGUGAGUUGCACCCCAGGCUCGGCCUGCCAGGCGCCCCUGCUCAGGCGGGCGAGUGAGAAGGAGAGGUCAAGAAGAUCAGGGUCACCCCUGCCCUGUCCUCGAGCCAGCUCUCUGAAACAGAGAGCUCAAACACCCUUGGCGGUCCCUCUGAAAGGGAACCAGGCGGACCAGGGCUCCUCGCCCACCAAGGCCAUCUCCAGACCCACCUGCCUGGGCCAGGCUCAGGCUCAGCUAGGGGCUCAGCUUGGGGCCCUCCAUAAAAUUCUCUGCUCUGGGACCAACACCCCCAACAGCCAGCAAGCUCUCCCCCCUGGCCAGUGCCUGUCCGGGGCCCGUGGCUGCUCUGGCUCUGGAGGGGGCCCCACGGUUGGGCCCCUGACCUCCACCCAGGCUGACACCCUGAGGCAGGUGCAGGAAAUCCUGGGGGGGCUGGUGUCGGGGGCCAGGAGUAAACUGGAUCCGACCUGGGUAGCAGAGAAACUGAUGGGCCCCAACGGGCCCCUGCACGACAUCCGGAGCCUGCAGACCCAGCUGCACAGCAUGGAAGGGGUCCUGGAGACUAGCCAGAACACCAUCAAGGUCCUGCUGGACGUCAUACAGGACCUGGAGAAGAAGGAGGCAGAGAGAGAUGGGAGACACUCCUACCGGACGGGUCAGGACAUAGAGAACUGUGGCACGUGCAGAGACUGUGCCUGCAUCAUAUACAGUGUGGAGCAUGACUUCCGGCUGCAGGAGGGGGCAGUAACCCGCACGUGGCGGGUAGGAGACCCUCCAGAGGGCUCCCCCCUAGCCGCUGUGACCCCCCAGCCCACCACGCCACACCGCCAGGACUCACCCCUGCCGGUGACACCGGCACGCCCCCCUCACAGCGGCAAGAAGAGCCGGAAGAAGUGCUUUUGGUUCUUGUGAAUUUUAAAAAGGGGAAGAGUAGGGAAGGACACGAUGAAUUAGGACACUCCUUCUAAAGACUGCGGAGGACUGAGUGGUAGUGUGUGGAGUGUGGGGCCCAGAUAUGGAAGGAGAGAGAAAGAUAAAAACGGACGCUCAAAACAAGUGUUAGAAGAAGCAAGCAAACAAGAGGGAAAAUGAAAAACAAAUGAAAAAAAGUGAGGUAUAAAAGAGAUAUUAAAGAGGUAUGAUGGCAGUUAAAGGACCUGGAAGAACCCUAGUGUGGUGAUGAAUGGAAUCUGUUUUGAUCCUGACGUGUUUGAACUGUAUAGAGUGGAGAGUGGAACAUGCAUGUGUUGUCGUAGCGCCGAAAUGCCUCUUCAGCACCUGACAUCAGUUGUUCGUGCGGGGAGGGAUGCACUGUAAAAUGUGCUGAAGUCUUCUGAAAAACUUGACCUACCUGGUAGGGGCAAUUAUAGAAAUGAAAGUGUAGAAGAUGAAAAGGAAAAAGGAGAAAAGAAAGGAUAGGGAAGUGACUAAGUAUAAAAGGCUAGGGAGUCAAAACGAGAGGAAAAGAAUGAGUGUACAGAGAGAAGAGAGGAAGGAUUCAUCCUCAUCACUAAUGGACAAAUGAGGGUCAGAACACCAGCUUUUAUAUCCAGAGAUGUUUCAGCCAAUCAAUUAUUAUGAUGACCCUUAUUUCAAACUUUUAAUAGAAUUGAUCAUUCAAAAACUACACACACAAGGUCAUGCUGAGAAAUGCACCACAAGAAAAAGUGAGGGUAAAAAAAAAGAUUAAAGUGUACAUAAAAGUGAGAGUGAUCUACUGCUUGAAUUGCUAUAUUUCAGAUAUGGAUUACUGGUCUAUAAACUAUUUUACCACAA
Molecule: messenger RNA, 5183 nt
Organism: Oncorhynchus masou masou (cherry salmon)
Lineage: Eukaryota; Metazoa; Chordata; Actinopteri; Salmoniformes; Salmonidae
Product: mucin-2-like
Exons: 5
Coding region: 1863-4319 (818 amino acids)
Molecular function (GO): protein binding
Source: RefSeq, a predicted model, not a curated record